GGCUCCUCGCCUUCCUCUCGCCAAACCAAUUCCCGAGAGCGCGCGCGCGGGGCUGCGGCGGCGGCGGCGCCGAUCUGCUUACCACCACCAGUGGUAUCAGUUUACGGUGGUACGGAGCGGCGACCGAUCAGCGGGCGGGGGCGGACGGGAACGGGAUGCCGGGGCCCGGGGCGCACCUGCUGUACGCGCUGGGCGGCGGGGCGGCGCUGUCGCGGCUGGCCGGGCCGCGGCGGUUCGGCCCGCACCACUGCGCCGUCUACGCCGCCAACGCCUUCCUCGGCCCGGACCUGGGGACCUUCGCCGAGUGGCUCGCCUCCUUCCUCCCCUCCUCGGCCGCCGCCGCCGCGGGGGACCUCGCCAUGGCCGCCGUCCACCACCCCUUGUACUACCCGCUCCUCCUCGGCAUCCCGCUCGCCUGCCUCUACGCCUGGCUCUCCCGGCGGCUGCUCCGCGCCGGCUACCUCGACGCGCCCUCCGGGGUAGCGCUAAGCAGGAGACAGUGCUUCCUGCUUAUCACGGCGGGCUCACUCUCCCACUUCUUUUUGGAUCACUUGUUUGAGGAGAAUGGCCACUCUGCAAUGUAUACUUGGAUUCUGAGCACAGGUUGGUGGGAAGGCCGUGCUCCUAUAAACCCGGAUGCAGUGGUUAUUGUAGGCAUUAUUUGUACUUGCCUCGUGCUGGGGUUUAUGUACAUUAACAGAGUGAAGCAUGAAAAAUCAGCUAGUGAAAAAUCAAAUCAAUCUUUCUUCCUCAUCGUGGUGAUGGCCACCCUGUACUGUGUGUGGUGUGCCAGUCAGAUAUACCUGCGGAACCCCCCUCAACCAGCCAUAGGUGAAGAGGCCGAUCUUGGAGUGAUAAUAUUUCUUGCCAUUUACCUUUUCCUACCGCACGGCUUAUGUGCCUUGUCCAUGAACCAAAACGAUUAUGCUGAAACACUGGAAGGGCUGCCACUUCGAUAAUAUGCAGUACGGUGGUGUACUUUUAUCCUAAUAUGUGCAGAAGAUCAUUUUUUGAAGUCAGCUCACUGCUUCAUGUUGUAAUCAUAUUUAUUUUCCAAUUGGCUAAUUGCCAUGUAUUUAUGUUUUCUCUAGUGUAAAAAUACUUCUAGCAUUAGGAGUUAGGACUGCAAUUUCAGGAUGAUACUGCCACUGUAAUAUUGUUUGUGACAGCAAUAAACUUCUGUUGGCAUUGGUGUUCGCCACACCCCAGCAAGUUAUAUUUUCCACUUUCUUAGAGAUAUAUUUCAAAGUUAUGAUACAAUUU
This is a messenger RNA of Oryza brachyantha (malo sina), 1263 nucleotides long. RefSeq lists its product as uncharacterized. The transcript is spliced from 4 exons. Lineage: Eukaryota; Viridiplantae; Streptophyta; Magnoliopsida; Poales; Poaceae. The record is from RefSeq and is a predicted model, not a curated record. Bases 156 to 959 code for a protein of 267 amino acids.